Messenger RNA from Rhipicephalus microplus (southern cattle tick), 634 nucleotides. Its product is annotated as kinesin-like protein KLP2. The record is from RefSeq and is a predicted model, not a curated record. Gene Ontology annotation, biological process: microtubule-based movement; mitotic cell cycle. Gene Ontology annotation, molecular function: microtubule motor activity; ATP binding; microtubule binding. Gene Ontology annotation, cellular component: microtubule. NCBI's taxonomy places the organism in Eukaryota, Metazoa, Arthropoda, Arachnida, Ixodida, Ixodidae.
UACACAUCCGAACGGCGCUGCUGAUUUUCCUUCGGAUGUCCUACCCUGGAAAUCCUGUUCUCCUAACUGCGAGGUCUUUUAUCGACUCCACCGCCGGGAACUGGAAUGCCAAUACUCCACCGGACAUCAAGGUGGCAGAGAGGGUCAGGCCGCUUGUUGAGAGGGAUACAAAAAAUGGCGAAAAGCCCAUCUGGAAGACACAGGAAUACAGAAUAAACAUGGAGUCUAGAAACAUCACCAGAUAUCCCAUACUCGACCAUGUUUUUGACUACAGUAGCACCAACCUUCAGGUCUAUCAACAGUACUGCCAUCCGAUUGUGGAGUCCGUCAUGCUUGGCUUCAAUGGGACCAUCUUUGCGUUUGGUCAAAUGGCGUCUGGGAAGUUUCAAACCAUGAUGGGAAGUAUCGAGCAGCUGGCCUUAUUUUCUUAAGAAUUGAUGCUAUCUUCGACAUCAUCCAAAAAAUGCCUGAAUGGGAGUGCUUGGUACGAAUCUCCUACAUUGAAAUCUACAACGAAAACGUCCGGGAUCUUUUAGACAAAGACUCUGAAAAAAAACAUCUACAGAUUAGGGACAAUGUUGUGAGUGCUGAAAGUUAAAAAUAAAACGAACAUAAGAGAUUGUGUUGCCAUUUA